Messenger RNA from Durusdinium trenchii, 1251 nucleotides. NCBI's taxonomy places the organism in Eukaryota, Dinophyceae, Suessiales, Symbiodiniaceae. The record is from the annotation of a GenBank genome assembly.
AUGGGCUGCUGUGCGGCUACGCCUUUCACUUGUGUGUUUGCCCCAUGGUGCUACAUCCCUGACUUCAUGGAGGGAGCCUACAACACUGAGAAUGUAGAGGCUGGGCGGGGAAGCGCCCCAAUGGCAAUAGGACUGGUGGCCUCAUCGCCGAAAAGUGCAAAGACCUCGGUGAGGCCACUGCCUGACUUGGGUGAUCGCCUCACCGAGAAGAGCAAAGCUGCCCGAGAAGGACUUCUGCAGCUCUUGAAGCAGAAUGUGGAGAAUUGCGGCAAGUUGCCCAGAGACAAGGUAGGACUGGCCUUGUGGUCGCUAGCAGUCGUUUGGCCGUCUUUGUCAGAUGGUGAGGCGUGGCGGCAACUCUUAGCCUCGACCCUCCUGGCAGCACAGCCGUGGCUCAUGGCGCCGGCCUACGAGGUGACCAACGCUGCCUGGGCAUUCUCACAACUCCCCGAAACCUUGGUGUCAAGGAGUUGGCCAAGUUUGCUUCAGACAAUGACUUGGCUUCAGCCGGGCCAGCUCUCAGAGCAUGAGCUUUGCAACCUGUUAGUUGGCCUUUCUAGCUGCACAUUGGAGGCACCGCUGCUGACAGAGACCUUUACCACCUUCAGUGGGGAGUUGGUCGCGCGGCUGGAUCGCUGCUUCUCAGUGCAUGAUCAGCGCCUUUUGGCUUCUGCCAUCGUCUCAACCCCAACCUUGUGGAGGACUCUCGAGGCACCGAUGCUGGAGAAGAUCAAGGCCUUCUUGCAGAUUGAUCUCGACACAGAGAGGCCAGCCACAACAGUGGUCCAGGCAACGGAGCAGUACCAUCCGGAUGAAGCUUAUCCGGCCUCGGAAACAUCGACAUUUGCCGAGGACGUUGAGGCUGAGAUAUCCAAAGACCAAGAGGCUCAUACUCAUUGUGGAGGUAAGGAAAAGAUGCCAGAAAGUUGCAGGGAUGAUUGUUCAAGCCACGGACACGGAUGUGCAAGCCACUGUCCAAGCAAACACACCGAGUGCUGUGCAGAGGUGCCCACCAGUGGAGCUGAGUCCUCGGAGUUGAGCCUCCUGCGCUUGAACCACCACUGCAACUACAAGGGCCACUGUGUGCAACUCAAGCACACCUUCAUCCAUGUGGACUGCCCCACCAGCGACUCUGAAGAUUGCAUGCUUUGCAAUAUCACCAGGCGGCGAGCACGAUCGGCAGACAGCAAAGAACCACAUGCGGUGGCGAGUGCCAGUCUGGAAACAGAAGAAGCAGUCUUUCGGCGAUGA